AUCUGGAAGCCAAAUGUUAGAGACAAUAUAAAAGGGCCAGCCCAACAAACCAGUGGGGCAUUUCUAAGCCAGAAACAUCCUCAGGAUGGACCUUGUCCUUCUCUGGGUGUUCCUGCCUCUGGUGACAGUGGCAUGGGGCCAGUAUGGUGACUACUACUACGGCCCCUAUAACUAUGGAGAUAACGAUGAAUGGGUCAAUGUGUACCGGCAGGGUUUCAACUUCCAGUGCCCGCACGGGCAGGUGAUCGUGGCCGUCAGGAGUGUCUUCAGCAAGAAGGAAGGCUCCGACAGACUGUGGAACUACGCCUGCAUGCCGGCAGCCCAGAGCCUCGGUGAGCCGACAGAGUGCUGGUGGGAAGAGAUCAACAGGGCGGGAACCGAAUGGUACCAGACAUGCUCAAACAAUGGGCUGGUGGCUGGUUUCCAGAGUCAGUAUUUUCCAUCUGUGCUUGACCGUGAAUGGCAAUUUUACUGCUGCCGCUACAGCCGGAGAUGCCCAUAUUCAUGCUGGUUAACAACAGAAUACCCAGGGCACUAUGGAGAAGAUAUGGACAUGAUGAUGUAUACUUACGACUACUACAUCCGCGGGGCAACGACAACUUUCUCUGCUGUGGACAGGGAUCGUCAGUGGAAGUUCAUUGUCUGCAGGAUGACAGAGUAUGACUGCCCAUUCCAAAAUGUUUAAAAAGAUUGAGUAUACCCGAAUUGGAAAGCUUGGGAAUGGACAAGGUGUGAUGAGGGUCAGUGAUUAUAUGGGUGAAGGGCAAUUAGGCUCACAAAAGAUGUACCAAGACUCAUCAGCUGUCUGCUGAAGAUACAAUUCUUCCCUCCGGAGCUAUUAAAUAAAUUGCCAGCCCACAUGCUUGCAACAGCAGUUUUGGAGGAUUCCUUUGAGCUGCACAGGCAGCUGUAUCCCCCAAGUAAAAUUGCUUAGGACACACACUUGUUCAUGACACAAAGAUCUAUGACAUAUGCACAAUUACCUUUUUUUUUUUUUUCUACAUGUAUAUAUAUAUAGCCAUUCUGAACACAUACAACUUUCACAUAGCAACUUUAUAUAAAUUGCUUCCCAGCACAGUCACUCCAAAUGAGGUGGAAACAUACUAUAAGCUUUCCAGCAUGCAGUAGUCUUUCCUGUCUUCUACUUCCAACUUGGAACCAACCCAGCGAUAUCCACCAGCUUCUCAGUGUUUAGCUAGAAGUGUGCUGAAAACAGUACCGGUAGGUCUUUGACAUACUGCAUUGGGGUUACCUGCUACAGCUCUCAGCAGAACUCUGUUGCUGCAAAUGUCUACCUACCCUGGGGAAUUCCAGCUAUUUACAAUACUGGAAGAUGUCCGUACCUGAUUAAAAUGUCUAAUGCAGCUUUACCGAGAGCCUCCUUUAUAUUGUCCUAAAAGUUUUCGGUGACAUAGCUAGCUGGGAGCUCGGCUCUGGGCAAACCCAGGAGCGGGUCAGGCCACUCUCCCUCUCAGUAAAUAUACAUGCUGCACUUGUCAGGAGUCUGCUUCUCAUGUGGACUGGGUUUCCACUGUGGGUGCCUAUACAGCACCCAUCUGCCCUUGGUAAUGUAUUCUUGGCUUAGAACAGACAAAUGAAGUUAAUGGCUUAGAUGAUCUCAGUUCCUCUGACUUGUGCAUCUCAUUCCCUGUAAAUGGGCUGACCACGUUUUCAGAAGACUGCACAGCACUUGUGCAGCUGUAAUCCAACAAGAAAGAGCGCUGAUCUCCUCCAGGAAGAUCUGAGGUAGGAUUUUUGCUCUUGAACAAACCAGAAUUUAGAGCUCUGUUUCUUAGCUCAUGAGGUCAAUGACAAACUUAGCAGUGGCUUCAGCGGUGCUGGCUCAAGGGCCAGCUACCAAUCUAAGACUAAGCUUCAUAGGAAACAGUGCUGUCAGACAGUCAGUUUUCAGGCUCCAAGCAUUUUUAACAUAUUUACUAGCAUACCCUCAAGUGUGAGCAUUAAGACUACACUUGUCCAAUAAAUGAAUAAUAGGUUUGGCA
Oxyura jamaicensis (ruddy duck) is the source of this 2003-nucleotide messenger RNA. It is a transcript of the gene DPT, whose product is annotated as dermatopontin. Lineage: Eukaryota; Metazoa; Chordata; Aves; Anseriformes; Anatidae. Gene Ontology annotation, biological process: collagen fibril organization. Gene Ontology annotation, molecular function: extracellular matrix structural constituent. The record is from RefSeq and is a predicted model, not a curated record. The coding region runs from base 86 to 685 and encodes 199 amino acids. Gene Ontology annotation, cellular component: extracellular matrix. The transcript has 4 exons.